This is a messenger RNA of Liolophura sinensis, 9327 nucleotides long. RefSeq names its product eukaryotic peptide chain release factor GTP-binding subunit ERF3A-like. Bases 84 to 1835 code for a protein of 583 amino acids. The transcript is spliced from 15 exons. The record is from RefSeq and is a predicted model, not a curated record. Gene Ontology annotation, molecular function: GTP binding; GTPase activity. NCBI's taxonomy places the organism in Eukaryota, Metazoa, Mollusca, Polyplacophora, Chitonida, Chitonidae.
CAGAACUUCUCACACGCGGUUCGGGUCUGCGAAGCCGUGCUUAUAAAAGUUUUUAUUGAAUUAUUUGUUUGCUAAAUGUUGAAAUGGCUACCCAAGACGGUCAGAAUAAUCCCCCGGAUUCUUGGGACCAAGAAUUAAACGGCGGAUCAGGUGAUUCUGGCCCAGUUUCGGAACUUUCCAAGCCUUUAUCCAGUCUCAACGUGAACGCACCAGCAUUCGUUCCCGGACAGAAUGUGUUUGCUGCGGAAUUUGUGCCUUCUACAUCAAGUUGUACACCCUCGGCUGACGAGAACCAGGGUACGGAAUCUGCAACUGUAAAUGAGGAAUCAAAGACGUCAGAUGGACAUAAUGAAGCAGCCAAGGUUAACAACCUAGAUGAAGACCAAAGCUCGCCAGAUGACUGGGCAGAUAAUGAUGAUGAUGAUGAGGAGGAGGAGGAGGAAGGUGAUGAAGCCCAAGGCACAGACUCUGGAGAAGCAUCCUCAGACACAGCCACAGCCACCAAAAAGAAGAAAAAUGGAGCUAAAGAGGCAGAGAAAAGUAUUAAAAAGGAGCAUGUCAAUGUUGUCUUUAUUGGCCAUGUAGAUGCUGGGAAAUCCACAAUUGGAGGCCAUAUAAUGUAUUUGACUGGUCAAGUUGACAAAAGAACACUGGAGAAAUAUGAGCGAGAAGCAAAAGAGAAGAACAGAGAAACUUGGUACUUAUCCUGGGCACUAGACACAAACCAGGAGGAGAGAGACAAGGGCAAAACUGUGGAAGUUGGCAGAGCAUUUUUUGAAACUGAAAAGAGACAUUUUACUAUAUUAGAUGCUCCUGGCCACAAGAGUUUUGUACCUAAUAUGAUAGGUGGUGCUUCACAGGCAGAUUUAGCAGUCUUGGUAAUAUCAGCGAGAAAAGGAGAGUUUGAGACUGGAUUUGAGCGAGGAGGCCAAACGCGAGAACAUGCCAUGUUGGCCAAGACUGCUGGAGUUAAGCACCUAGUCGUACUCAUUAAUAAAAUGGAUGACCCCACAGUAGAGUGGUCAGAAGAUCGGUACAAUGAAUGCAAAGACAAACUCAUUCCAUAUUUGAAGAAGGUGGGGUUUAAUCCAAAGGCAGAUGUGUACUUCAUGCCUGUGUCAGGAAUGACGGGAGCAUUUUUAAGGGACGUUCCUUCAGAAGAAAUCUGUCCUUGGUACAGGGGCCCAGCUCUGAUUGAGUACUUGGAUGCACUUCCCUCAAUGAACAGGAUGGCAGAGGGACCAGUGAGGGUGCCAGUUGUAGACCGAUACAAGGAUAUGGGAACCAUUGUAUUGGGGAAGGUGGAGUCUGGGGUAAUAUCAAAGGGCCAGGUCUUGAUGCUGAUGCCAAACAAGGUAAAUGUGGAGGUAAUGAUGCUGUGGUCAGAUGAUGAAGAAACAGAUACUGCAAAUCCUGGAGAAAAUGUGAAGGUGAAGCUUAAGGGGGUAGAGGAAGAGGAUGUGUCUGCUGGAUUUGUUUUGUGUUCACUCGACAGUCUCUGUCACACAGGACGAAUAUUUGAUGCUCAAAUUGUGAUCUUGGAGCACAAGUCUAUCAUCUGUGCAGGAUACAGUGCUGUCCUGCAUAUUCACACCUGUGCUGAGGAAGUAACUAUCAAGGCAUUGUUGUGUGUACUAGACAAAAAGACAGGGGAAAAAACUGUGAUGAAACCUAGAUUUAUCAAACAAGACCAAGUGGCAAUAGCCCGACUUGAAGUCAAUGGGGGCAUGAUCUGUUUAGAAGCCUUCAAACAGUUUCCACAGAUGGGACGGUUCACAUUAAGGGAUGAAGGAAGGACGAUUGCUAUUGGGAAAGUGCUGAAGGUACGGGAGUAAAUACACAACUUGUGCCCACCAAGGGAUGCAAUUCUAAAGACUAUGAAGGAAACUGAGUGUAGGCCUUUUGUUGGUCAUGAGAGACUUGUGCACAGUAGCUAGGAGUUUCGCCUCAUCGCCCUGUCCGGAACUGCUGCCAUGCCAAAGGGAAGGGUUGUGUGCUCCGGGAAGCUGUUUGGAAGGUUUCCCUGCUCAUCAGGAGGCAAACCAUCGCUAUUUCAUCUCAUCCAAUCCAGUGCUGUAUUAUCCUUCGUCCUCAUAUUUUGAUAUAUAUAUGUGUAUAUAAAAGUUAAAAAAUGUAUGAAAUUUACAACAAAAAAGAAGAAAGAAAAGUUUUACAGAGGAAUGUGUAAUCUGAUAUUGUUGAAUUCUGAUAUUGCCUGUACCUCGAGUCUUGGUAUGGUGGGCGCACGCGCACUACUGAUCCCUCCUCUGGCAACUGACACUGCUGUAAUUUGUGGAGAUCAAAUGUAUGUGUACCUUGUAAUACCCUGCCACAUGUCAGUCAAGCUUUGGUUAUCUUCAAAGUGAACAUAGCACUUAGUUCUAACAUUUCUACGCCUUGCAGAAACUUAUUGUUCUUAAUGGUACACAUAGCUGGCAAGAUUGUCUUCAGGUCAAGCUUGUGAUUAUUUCAGGAAAGUGUUAUGUUAUGGAGGUGAAAAUCAGGGACAGUCAGACCACAGACAUUCUGCAUGUGGGUCUGUCAAACACAUCAAGGUUGUACCUGUCAAAGGGUGUAAACCAGUGCUUUCUCUUGACAGUUCUUGAAUUAUUUGCGUUGAUGGAACUGUAAUAUCAAACGCUGUGCAGAUCCUAAUUGAACUCCACAUCAAGACCACCUUUGUCACUUCAUAGCCAUUUCACAGUUGACUUGUGCUCUGGUCAAUCUUCAUGAUGUUUAUGCAUGUAUGGUCCAGACAGAUUUUUACUCAACCCUGCUGUCAAAGCUGUUAAUACAGCUUAAAAAAAAUUGUUGACCGUUUUAUGAUUGGUAUAUUGUCUAUGACCUAGCAAGUCUCUGGGUAAGUUUUCAUGCUACCAGUGUUUAUUUUUAAAGCAUUUCCAUUCCAUUUUCAUACGUAGCACUAGCUUUAUUGACUGGAGUUUUGAGUUAACAGAAUUUUCUUUUCAAAUGUAACACUGUGGUGCUGCAUGAAUUUGAACUGUCAAAGCACAGUUAAAGACAAAAUAUGAUGCAAAAUGUACCAGAUACCUGAUGGCAUCACUUUAAUAAAUAAAUAAAUGUUGAACCAUUGCACUACAUUGUGAAGCAUAUAACUGAAGAUGUUUUACAGUGUGAAACUACUUUUCCAUGGAAUAAUGAAUUAAACUGACAGUGAUCAAAUCCAGUUGGUGUGCUCAUUGGCAUGUUUCAAAACAAGCUUUUUCCAACCAAAGUAAUAUGUUGGAAGGAGUUCUUCCAGGUUUGCAAUCAAACUAAGAUGAGACAAUCUUAAGUUGAGGGAUUAGAACAGAACUCUUUUUUUUUUUCUUUUGAUCUAUAUAUAUACACAAAAGUACAUGUGCUGGACUGGUUAUGUUUGUUACGCUCUUACCAAGAUGUCCUCAGUAGUUAUUGUGUGUAUUUUUGGUUUUAUCUGUAUGAACCUCAGGUGACCUGCAAUGCGGCUUAUAUAGGUGUAGGUCUUUGCCAUGUAAAUUGUAGAUAUUACAAUGGAUUUUGCUGUUAUUGAUAGGAAUGGGGAAUGGUCAAUGGUCAGAAUAUAAAUACAAGUACCAUAUUUUUCAUAGUAUAAACUUCCCAUUUUUAUUAUUAUUUAUGUUGAAUACUUUGACUUUGUUAAUCCAAGCAUUUAGUGUAACUGUUUUACCCUAAACUUGGUCUCAACUGAAUGAUUUGGGAACUGAUUUUUCCAUACUUAAAAAUCUGCAUAUGUUGCAAAAUUAUUGAAGAGGUCACCUACUUGAAAUUUAUUUAUGAUGGCUUCCUAGCCAGCAACAAACUUGUGGACUUGUCCUUCAUGUGGGGCAGGCAUACAUUGUCACAGGUUACACUUCUAUUGUCAGAAGCCUUGUGCCUGUGUUUUACCCAUGGGUGGAAUAAAACUGUUGCCACUCUGAACUUUACCACUGCUCUGCCUGUGCCUUGCUUUUAUCAGAGUGACAAAUAACAAACAUGUUAAUUGAAGGCAAGCCGGAUUUCACAAAGUCUAUGGCAUUGCAUAAAUGAUAUAUCUUGCCAGCUUGUACUGUAGGUGUUCAGUGCAGGCUAAUGUAAUGCAGCAUGCACUUUGUGAAUCUGGCCUGUGAUUAUUGCAUGUCACUUUUCUUUGUUUGAAAGGAUAAAAGGAGUAUAUUGUCUAGGAUUUUGGUAGACUGUCUCGCACCAACCAAUGUUCAUUUCCUACAUGAUAUUCACAGCAUCACACAAUAACUGGUGGCCCUGUCUGAAUUACUUUCAUUUUUACAAGAUGGUCUAUGCUGAAUUCGUGUCCAAUCAGUUGUGAAGCUGUGUCAACAAAUGUGGAUAAAGAAAUAUGCCGUUAAAUUAACUUUGUACAACAUCUUGAGUGAAGAUGUUGCCUGUGACGUUUGUUAGACUGCUCCUGCUGGCCGUAAGUUUUACAGCAGGCAAAUAGCCAAGUUUUCUUCACAAAUAAAUAUGCCUGUGGAAGAAUUAUAAUUAAGGUUGUCUUCCAGAAAAAGCAAAAACAAUUAAUUAAAAGAAUAAAUGAGUGAACUUACCUUGCAUGUCACUGAAGUGUUGAACUUGGACAUAAAGAAAUAUAAAAGAACAACUGAUAUUCAACAUAUCGUUGAACUGAUCGUGAAGAUCUCCCAGGUAUGCAUCACAAUCAUAGCAUCAGGCACAAGGACAAUUAUUUUACUGAAAUUGUUUAUUAUACAUGUAUGUUGGAAUAACUUUAAAACAAUUCAUCACAUUGAUUUCACGAGAAAAAUAUUAUGAAGAUGACACAGACAGUAGAGCAUCUACACCCUUCUACCAUAGUUGUAUUAAUAACGUGAUCCAUGGAGAAGACGACUGUACAGUACUACACCUACCCAGCAUCUGUCUUGUGUACAUGUACCCGCAUAACCUGAUCCACUGUGUACCAGACAGGUAUUUUAUUACACCUACUUGAUAUCUUUACCAGAACAUGUUUGAUACUGGUAGCAUACAAUAUAUGCAUAAUGUUACACCUAUCGUAGAUCUGUGCCAGUAUAUAAUUUCAGUGAGAUACUAGGCCCGUUAAGAGCUCUGCACCAGUGUAACACCAGCAGAAGUGUACAACAUUACCCGAGCUUUAACCACUCUCUCCUAGGGUAACUUCAGGAGGAGUUUACAGCUUUCUACCAUGGUGACAAAAUCUGUUAGUUCUGUACCAGUGGUAACAUUAGCGGAAGUGUACACCAUGUUGGCCUUGUCCCCAGCAUAGGUUCCACAAAUAUUUCUGAAAGCUAUGCUGGGAAUAAUGAAACAGAUCUCAGAUCUAACCACUAGCAUAACUUUUGCAGCUCUCUACGAGUGUAACAUCAUCAGAAGUGUACACCAUUACCACACGUUACAGCUCUGUACCAGUGUAACAUCAGCUGGAGUGUACACCACUGCCAUAAAUUCUACAGCUCUGUACCAGUGUAACAUCUGCUGGAGCCUACAACACUGAUAAACGUUACAACUCUGUACCAGUAUAACAUCAGAUGGAGUGUAUAGCAUGACCAUACCUUUUACAAUUCUGUACCAUAGUAAAAAUCAUGUUACAGUGCUGUGCCAGUGCAUCAUCAUAAGUGUACAUCACUACCAUAACUCUGUACCAGUGUACCAUCAGGAGUAAACACUACCGUAACUUAUACAUCUCUGUACCAGUGUAACAUCAAAAGUAAACUACACUACCAUAACUUUUACACCUCUGUACAGUGUAACAUCAGGAAUGUACAACACUACCGUAACUUUUUCAGCUCUGUACCAUUGUAACCUCAGGAGUGUACAAUACUAUCGUAACUUUUACUCCUCUGUAUCAGUAACAUCAUCUGGAGUGUACAACACUACCAUAACAUUUACAAAGUCUUAUUUCUCUUCACAUUUUUCAUUAAAGACAUCCAAGUUGCCGUGCCAUAAGGCCGCGUUAUUUACAAGAAAAGUUACAAAACAUUGAUAUACAAAGUUUUGUGAAAGUGGGACCUGUAUCAGUGUAAUCAGGAGUGUACAACACUAGCACACCUUUCACCAUCCUAUACCAGUGUAACCUCAGCUGGUGUGCUGAAUGCUGUAUGUUCUACAGCCCCGUAACAGUGCGCAUGUACCAUGUGAAAAUGUGCAGAAUAUCACAGUCAUGAUGAAAUUAUUCAUGAUUUCAUUCUAUACAUGUAUUUACACUUACAAAUGCUACAAAGAGUCCCUACAAAUUGUAUAGACUAAAUCCUUUAGUGUUAGUGUUUUUAACAGUUCAGUGGUGAAAGUUGGGCUCUGUACAGGUCUUCACAUAGUUUAAGGACAGGAUAUAUACAAGUACAGCACUGGAUACUGAUUUCCUGUUUCACUGAAAACCUAUCUUUACAUGAAUUCAUCCUAAUUUGUUAUUUUGUCUACGUCCUUAGUUCUUUUGGUGGCUUGUAUUGAACGUUGUUUAGCAAAUUUGUAUUGCUAUUAUUGACCUGGAACAUCCACUAUGACUGACAAUUGGUUUUUACAUGCAUCUUUGGCACCUACACUGUAGAUUAAGGUUUUCUUUAACUACAUCAUGCUAAAACUUUCUCAACUCACAUCACAGUUUUUGAAUGAACAAUGUGAUAAUGUAUGUAAGCAAUCAGACAGAAAUUCCAAUUUCAAGAAUAAUCAUUCAUAUGGAUAAAAAAUUACAGUUGUUUUCAUGAAUAAUAUUUACAGGCACAACUUGUACUAAUACCCUCAAUCUUAAUACCCGAGUAUCACUGAUGUACUCCUCGCUCAUAUAGUCCUUGUAGGUAUUACUGUAUGUAUAAAGUAAUAAUUUGACACUGAAUUGACUGGAAUGGCAGUGUUUCAUGCAAUCACGAAGACAAAGGCUGUAUACCAGUGUGACUAUAUCAUACAGUAAGGUUUUUUUCACUCCUCAAUUUUUCAAGACAAAGCCUGAUGUACAAAAGCCUUCAAAAACAAAGCUCAAUGCAUGCAAGCCUUUGCUGCUUAUUGAAAUACAAAUGUAGAUUAAGACUGUUAACAAUAAAAUGUUGUUUCCAGCAAUACAAUAAUAUUGGUGUUUGAUAUUCUUACUCUUUGUGAGGGCAUAGAACAGGAGUGCUUCGCUGUAUUUGCCACAACAGCUUCCCAUAUUUUUUGUAGACAGGAUAUUCCUUUCAAAUAUAAAAGCAAUACCAUGCAAACAUACAACAGGGUUAAUAUUUACACGCAUAUUAAAAAGGUCCUGCAAAGACAUCUGAACACAUAUUCUGCACAUAAGUACUUAUCUCCACUGAAUGUGACGAGGUUAUUGAGAAAACCAACAGUAUUACCUGCAAAAAUCCAUGCAGCUGAUACUACUGGAAUAUAGUAAAUGAGGGUUGCAUCCACACAAUUUACAGUCACUGUAAUUAUUCUAAUUUUGGGGACACCUGGCCAGCUCUUUUUCACCAAUACACAUGUAAUUGUAACAGAAAUACGUUUCCCUUUCUCACACAGUUAGUCCAUCUAAUGAACAACAUAUAUCUAAUGCUUCAAACUUUUCAACCGUCUCUGCAACCAAUCUUUUGAAACAUUCUGAGAAAACUGGGGUGUAGAGAAAUAUCUGGCACAGUUCUAUGACCCUUGAAUCUUUUAAUUACACGAACAAAUCAUUUUAAGCAUCAUGGUCAUAAUAACUGUAUGCAUAAAUUCCACUGAAAAAAAGUGCUUUAGUGGUUGAAAAGGUUGAAGAUUUACAUUACCUAUCUUUAACGGGCUGGUCCUAAUACAUACAUACAUAUUUAAAGUGCUCCCUCACUGGAGCACCAUGUGAAAGACACCAGACAUAUGUCCCACCAAGUUUACUUAAACUGGGUACGAUUAAGCUGAGCACUGGAGUAGAGAGUGAACCCAAUAUCUCCGGCGUAUAAGGGAGAUUUUAUUUAUUUGUUUUAUUGGAGUUUUACGCCGUACUCAAGAAUAUUUCACUUAUACAACGGCAACCAGCAGUAUGCUGGCUCCACCUCUAAAUGUGGAGUGUAUUACACAUACAUAUAUGUAAUGUUAUUAUACAAAUGUCACAUUGUAAAACGUUACACAAGCGGAUUCAUUCAAGUUUGUCAGAUUUGCCUAUAAUCACAACACAAAGAUUGAAGCACCUCAUGCACAACAAUAAAUGAUCAUGCUUUCAGAUGCUGUAUCGUAUGAAUGUUGGUAUGAAGAAAUGUUCACAAAUAAUUAUUAAAUAGUAUGUGAAUAGUAGCAGGUUGUGGCAGUAAAGGGCACUUUUCAAUGGUUAACACAUAAAAAUUCACUUAAAACUUUUGAGGGUAUAACUAUCAAUUAUGUAAAAAUCACUCGGGCAGGAAUACAUAAAGAAAUAAAAUCCAUUUUCUUUGACAUGAUCAGUUAUGAGAAUACAAAUAUAAAAAUCACAUCAAUAUUAACAUGACUUUGAUGCAUAGUUUGAUACACACUUCUGGCACCAAGUCUGUAAUUAAGCACCUUCUCACCAAGCGUGUCUCCCAAUACGUGUACAAACCACAGGACUCCCAAGAAAUCCUCCAGAAAUGGUGUACUUCCCUCGAGCCUUUCCAUGGCAGUUCAAGAGGAGAAAUCCAUAACCAGCCUCGGUGGUGUGAAACUGACCCUGUUUAUUGCUUUCUUAACAUUGAUGACCGUGGCCAUGUUGUCAAGCAUGUCUGUGCCAUUUUAUGUGCUGGAAAUACACAAACGCAUCUAACACUUAACACUUUCAAUCGUGCUCUACAAACUAGCCUCGGGAUUUAAUUCUGGGAAGUCUGAAUCUAAAUAAGAAUAAACCGAGGUAAACUCUCAAAAUUGGAUUGGUGUGCUAGUAAUCAGCUACUGCUAAUGUUUACCCACGAGAAGCCAGCGUGAGUAUCACAAUUAGUAUUAGUAGUAGACAGGGUUGAAGAGAAAAUGCAUGCGUCCUGUCAAGCAGAAUAACCAAAUGCACUAAGGAAGAACAUUUUAAAAAGACUCCCAUAGCAACCCAUCCCUCCUGCCCAUUUAAUAUGCCUAGUCGAGGAGCCAUCAAGGGAACCAUUUACACAGCUUUCAACACAGCUUCAAAUAAAGAAAGAGAAAAUAAAACAAACCACAAGUCUAUGAAGGUACUCCUGGUAUGUGUAUGUAAUCAACUAUGCAAGUGGUUGUCAGCUACAGUACAGCCCAUAAAAUGACACUUAAAAACCAGUCCUUCCACAGGCUUGUGCUCUCACAGCUAUUCGUCCACAUUUUACAAAAUCCUACAAUUUGAUCCUAGAGUUUAAAAGUUUCAAACAACUAAAUGUAAUAAAUUCUUCCUUACAUUUUUUUUCAAAGUAAAAUAUAUUUCAUAGAUGGACUGACUACCAGCAUUUCCCU